Molecule: messenger RNA, 2951 nt
Organism: Brassica rapa (field mustard)
Lineage: Eukaryota; Viridiplantae; Streptophyta; Magnoliopsida; Brassicales; Brassicaceae
Product: probable fatty acyl-CoA reductase 4
Biological process (GO): suberin biosynthetic process; long-chain fatty-acyl-CoA metabolic process
Cellular component (GO): intracellular membrane-bounded organelle
Molecular function (GO): alcohol-forming very long-chain fatty acyl-CoA reductase (NADP+) activity
Source: RefSeq, a predicted model, not a curated record
GAUAUCCGAGUCCUCUGGGAAAUUAGGGUUUUCCUAGUUUCCUUAUUUAAACGGAAAUCGACAGUGCGAAUUUCGGUUCCCACAUUCAAGAAACAAAUUAAAAAAGCAAUCCAAGGAUAUUGUGCCAUCUUGAGUGUCCCAUAAAGUACAACUUUGAAAAUAAUAAGGGUGUGUAUGACCCGUAAGGAACCAAGAGCUGUGAUCAGUCUCCCCAUAAAUUAGAGAGAAAAAUACGAGAAGAAUCACAUAUCAUCCUAAUGCCUAAGUGACCAUACUUCAUCACAAGGUCCACAUACAUCAUCUCAAUAUUUCUGCUUUAUUAUGUUUUGAUAGAUGCCCAACCACAAGAAUGCACCGCACAAGCUCUCAGAGUCUCAGUUAUCAGUUGACAAAAAAAAUCUCUCAGUUAUCUGAUAACACUUUAGACCACUAAAAUAUACUCGUUCGUUUUGAAACGGUCCACAAUCUGAAUGCUUCAUAGGUAAGCUGUCGAAAACACUGUUCCUUACUAUCAUGGGGAAGGUUGAUUGGUAUACCUACCUUUACUAUUUUUCUUUUAAAGAUAGCCCUUCUAUGGUGUUCCGUAAUAAAACGUAUCCUUGACCUUCGCAAAUAUCUUGUUAAUUGACAUCCAUUAUUUGUUUUUUUGUGGCCACGUACAGUUUCAUAAUAUUAUUAAAUAAACAUUAAAUUAUAUAAUUACUAUCUAAAAAUAUAUAGUAAUAGUCACUAAAUCAAAAUUAUCUGUUAAACCCUUAUAAAAAUAUUUUAAUUAAUAUACAUAGUAAAUCAUAUAAAUGUAGGAACUAAACUAAAAUCUACAGUAACAUCAUAAUUUCAAAUAACUUAAAAGAAAAAUCUGACAACAUUUAAUUGUGUUUAUUUUAACUUUGACUAAUGAUUUAAAAGUUAGGCACGUGAUUUCUAAGUAAAGGAUGUUAAUUUGGUUUCGCAUAAAAAGAUGGGGGCACAUACUUAUAUUUUGCUUUCUCUCUUUGGAGCGACGAAUUUUCAGAGCACGUUCUAGUUGGUGAUGUGUUAUUUGAUACUUAUUAAAUGUUUUUUAUUUUUUUUUCUCUUUUUUACCAAAACUUUUUUUCUUUUAAUCAGAAAUAUUCUUAAAUAUUGGUUUAUCUAGUAAACGUAGGUAGAUCUGCAAAUAGUAGAUAUGAUGGGUCAACAAUAUGGGUCAAUAUUACAUUUCUAUAUAAUCGUACCUCAACUUCAUGGUAUUGUGACCAAAAACAAAAAUAUUUUGUUCGUGCCUGAGUUUCUCUUAAAUGGACUCCAAGUGCGUCCAAUUUUUCCAGAACAAGACGAUUCUCGUCACCGGUGUUCCUGGUUUCCUUGCCAAAGUGUUUUUGGAGAAAAUAUUGAGGGUACAACCAGACGUGAAGAGGCUUUACCUUCUCUUGAGAUCAUCAGACAAUGAAUCCGCCAUGGAACGGUUUCGCACUGAGGUUUUGGAAAAAGAUCUUUUUAGAGUGUUGAGGAACGAUUUAGGUGAUGCAAAUUUAAAAAAUUUAGUGUUAAAAAAAGUUGCCCCGAUUCCGGGUGAUAUUUCUGUUGUCAAUCUGGGAGUGAAGGACUCUGAUCUCUUACAACAUAUGUGGAAUGAGAUAGAAAUCAUUGUAAAUGUUGCUGCCACAACGAACUUCGAUGAAAGAUAUGAUGUUGGUCUUAGCAUCAAUACAUUUGGACCGCUCAAUGUCCUCAACUUUGCCAAGAAAUGUGUUAAAGGACAGUUGCUUCUCCAUGUCUCCACCGCGUAUGUUUGUGGAGAAAAGCCUGGAAUCUUACCAGAGAAAACAUUCAAAAUGGGAGAAACGUUGAACUCUAAUGGAAAAUUAGUUAUUGAAACUGAAAUGGAGCUAAUGAAGCAGAAGCUGAAAGAACUGCAGAAACAAGAAUGUUCCGAAGAAGAGAUUGCACAGUCCAUGAAAGAUCUUGGAAUGUCAAGGGCGAAGCUUCAUGGAUGGCCAAACACAUAUGUUUUUACCAAAUCAAUGGGAGAGAUGCUUCUUGGUAACCAUAGAGAAAACCUUCCUCUCGUUAUCAUCCGUCCCACGAUGAUCACUAGCACUUUUUCAGAACCGUUUCCCGGUUGGAUUGAAGGGCUAAGAACCAUAGAUAGUGUGAUUGUUGCAUAUGGCAAAGGAAGGCUUAAAUGUUUUCUUGCGGAUUCAAACUCAGUCCUUGAUCUUAUACCUGUGGACAUGGUCGCUAAUGCAAUGGUCAUGGCAGUGGCAAUACACGCCGGGAAGUCAGGCUCUCAGGACGUGUACCAUGUCGGCUCCUCUUCUAAGAAUCCGAUAACAUUCGGAAAGCUUCACGACCUCGCGGCUCGUUAUUUUACUAAAAGCCCUCUUGUUGGACGAGACGGGUCACCAAUCAUAGUCUCCAAAGGAACGAUCUUGUCCACUAUGUCUCAGUUCAGCUUCUACAUGACCCUUCGUUACAAGCUACCUUUGCAGAUGUUGCGAUUGAUAAACAUAGUUUAUCCAUGGUGGAAUGGAAAUAAAUACAAAGACAUUGACCGCAAAAUAAAUCUGGCGAUGCGGCUUGUCGACCUCUAUCGACCUUAUGUGUUGUUUAAGGGAAUAUUUGACGAUAUGAAUACUGAGCGAAUGAGGUUGAAAAGACAAGACAUCAAUAACCAAAUAUAUGGUUCACUUGAAUUUGACCCCAAGUCUAUUGAUUGGGAAGAUUACAUCACGAACAUUCAUAUUCCCGGCCUCAUUACUUAUGUACUACAAAAUUGAAGCUUCUAUGCAAUAAUUUCUUUUAUAUUAUACUGCGGUCGGUCCGAGCUACGCGCAUAUUAUAAAUUUCAAUUUGUUAUAUAUGAUAUUUAUGUCAUAAAUUUGUUUAUUAUUUUGCUUAUAUGUUAUAUAAUGUUUAUAAUAUAUUUUUAUUACAAUUGUAAUAGGUAAAGCUAAUAUAAUUUUUCA